Messenger RNA from Acanthochromis polyacanthus (spiny chromis), 795 nucleotides. Its product is annotated as B-cell receptor CD22-like. The record is from RefSeq and is a predicted model, not a curated record. Bases 1 to 795 code for a protein of 264 amino acids. The transcript has 6 exons. NCBI's taxonomy places the organism in Eukaryota, Metazoa, Chordata, Actinopteri, Pomacentridae.
AUGUCAGUGGUGCAGGGUGACACUGGCUAUAGAGUGAGGUACUCUUCUACUCAGAUCUGUGCCUUACAAGGAUCAGAGGUGGACAUAAGCUGCACCUACACAUACCCAUCCAGAGUGACCAGAAUAAUAUCAGUCCAUCAGUCUCAAAUGGAGGCAGAACUGAAGUGUCACAGCAGCUGCAGUCCAGCUGAUCGUCUUUCCUACAUCUGGUUCAAGAACGGACAGAAAAUUUCUAAACAACAAACUUCUACUUACACAGGUUCCUUUAAUCCUAGAGACAAGAUCUCCUGUGCUUUCAGAGGACAUGAAGAUCACCGGUCUCCAACAGUGUACCCUUCAAAGCUUCCCUCUGUGUCAGUGAGUCCAUCUGGUGAGAUAGUGGAGGGAAGUUCAGUGACUCUGACCUGUCGCACUGAUGCUAACCCAGCAGCUGAAAACACUUUGUACAAGGGGAACCAAAGUCUGCCUCUGGGAUCAGGAGGAACUUAUCAUUUCACCUCUAUCAGCUCUGAGGACAGAGGACUCUACGACUGCAAGUCUGAUGAUCAAUCUGUGUCUUUAUUCAUAAAUGUCCUGUGUCCUCCAGAUGCUCCAAAGCUUCCCUCUGUGUCAGUGAGUCCAUCUGGUGAGAUAAUGGAGGGAAGUUCAGUGACUCUGACCUGCAGCAGUGAUGCUAACCCAGCAGCUAAUUACACCUGGUACAAGGAGAAUGAAGACUCACCUAAAGCAUCAGGACAGAUCUUCACCGUCACUGACUUUACAGCUGAACACAACCUCCUUGGCAUCGAUCAUUGA